GGUGAGUCGGGGUUUACAUUGAGGUUUGCCACUAAGAAGCUACGUAAGUUUUGUAGGAUCAUUGCAAACAGGCAGUCCGCUGCUUGCUCUAAAGAGAGGAAACCUCGAUAUAUGUCUGAACUAGAGAGAAAAGUUCAAACACUUCAAACAGAAGCAACUACUCUUUCUGCGCGACUAACCCUAUUCCAGAGAGAUGUGACAAGCUUGACUACGGAGAACACUGAACUUAAGCUUCUGCUACAGGCUAUGGAACAACAGGCUCGGCUACGUGACGCUUUCAGUGGACAACUGAAGAAGGAAGUAGAGACGCUCAAGCUUGCCACCAGAGAAGCAACACCCACGGGUUUGGGAAUGCACAAUAUACCAUACACACAAUCUUCCUUCUUUCUUCCCCAGCCACGGCAUAUUCAAGUCGACACCCAGAAUAUACAAAUGCCACCAUUUCAUCCCUUCCAAUCUAACACGUUUACGACUAAUCAGCCCGCGGUAGGUGCCUCAUAUUCACAUUCGUUUUCCGAUAUGAUGCAACAGGAUCCUCUCGGCCAACUGCAGGGGCUUGAUAUCAGUAGCAGGGGUUCCCACUCUGUGAAAUCCGAUGGCUCAUCGAUUUCUGCCAGUGAAAGCAGUGGAACAUUAUGAUACAAAAAAUCCCUCGCCUGCACCGUCUCCUUCCCUAUUUGUUGAAGUGUUCAUAGGCUGACCUUAUUGACAUCGAGAGGUACAAUCCGAUCGAAUUCGAUUCUUUUAACAGUUUCGUUUCUGAGAUUUCAGUUUUGAUGUAGCUUUG
Messenger RNA from Hibiscus syriacus, 787 nucleotides. Its product is annotated as transcription factor RF2b-like. NCBI's taxonomy places the organism in Eukaryota, Viridiplantae, Streptophyta, Magnoliopsida, Malvales, Malvaceae. Gene Ontology annotation, biological process: regulation of DNA-templated transcription. Gene Ontology annotation, molecular function: DNA-binding transcription factor activity. Gene Ontology annotation, cellular component: nucleus. The record is from RefSeq and is a predicted model, not a curated record. The transcript is spliced from 3 exons. The annotation marks the transcript as partial.